CUUGCAAAAUCAAUCUUUCACAUACAACACAAAUAUAAAAGAAAAGCCCAUACGGUUCCUUCCUCUCUUCAAAGUUGCCUUAUUAUAUCAUCCAACUCAAGAAAACAACAAACUAAAAGAGAGAGUAAAGCAAAAAACAAAAAAAAAAACAAGAAAAUCAAGAUCAGAGGUAGUAGAGAUGACACAGAUGCUUUCUGUAAUCCGUCGUAACCUUCAAAACCUUCGCAAGAGCCCUCGCGUAGCGGACGAGACUGACUUGCAGCCUUCCACUGCAGGGUCCGGACAGGGAGGUGGAGGUGGAGGUGGAGGAGGAGUUGUAACUCAUGGAAGACGAGACGGUUUUAAUGCGGUGAUCAUGCGGUUUCCUUUCUCGAUCAUCUCUUGCUUCGCGGUACCGAGUGUUAAUGGGACUGAUGGACUAUGGAUGUCCGGAGAUUAUGGUAGUGUCUCGGAGGUUAACAAUCUUAUGGUUAGUGAUGGCAUGAGAUAUGCCAUUUUAAUGUAAUUUUUAACCAAAUAUGUUUAUUAUUUUUACCUUCUUUUUUUUUCGUACGUCUCUCUACAAAUAUAAUUAAUUAAUCUUAUGAUCAGUCUUGCUAGUGUGUGUUAAAUAUAUGAGAUGUAGAACAAGUUUUGUUCUUGUAUAGAUAUAUAGAUGAAGAUUUUGUAAUUUGUAGCAUGCUUCUUAUUUUUAUUUUCCCCA
This is a messenger RNA of Capsella rubella, 703 nucleotides long. RefSeq lists its product as uncharacterized. Lineage: Eukaryota; Viridiplantae; Streptophyta; Magnoliopsida; Brassicales; Brassicaceae. The transcript has a single exon. The record is from RefSeq and is a predicted model, not a curated record. Bases 179 to 505 code for a protein of 108 amino acids.